Molecule: messenger RNA, 1176 nt
Organism: Microthlaspi erraticum
Lineage: Eukaryota; Viridiplantae; Streptophyta; Magnoliopsida; Brassicales; Brassicaceae
Source: the annotation of a GenBank genome assembly
AUGGGGAUCUCCUUCAGCAACCGCCGGCGAGACGACCACCACCGUCGCCACCACCAUCACCCUCCUCCUCCACCGCCCUACUAUUACUCCGAUCCUCCACAACUACCACCGCCCCCUCCUCAACCACCGCGCAACGAGUACAGCUACACUCACAACCAUCUCGUACCAUCAACUCAACAGCUCGCUCUUCCACCACCACCACAACCGAAUCAGCCACCGUCUCAGCCCCAGCCCCAGCCUCCGCCUCCGCCUCAGCCGCAGAUUAAUUACGGAUCGUACGGUCUUAACUACCAUCAAAACCAGUAUUACUCGCAACAAGCUCCUCCGUAUUUCUCCGGUUAUCAUCACAAUGGAUGGAACCCGAUGAUGAGACCGGUUCUCUUCGGUCCGCCACCGGUUCACCAAUUGCCGCCUCCGUACGUGGAGCAUCAGAGCGCGAAGAAGGUGAGGAAUGAUGUCAAUGUCCAUAAAGGCACGGUGAGGCUCGAACCAGACGAUCUCAACCCUGGUCAUCAUCUAGUCUCUUUCGUCUUCGACGCUGUCUUCGAUGGCAGUUUCUCUAUCAUAUUCUUUGCAAAGGAGGAAGCAAACUGCACAAUGGUACCGAAUUUACCAGAAGCCUACCCACCAACCAAAGUCCCUUUCAAGAAAGGAACUGCACAGAAGUUUCUACAACCUUCAGGGACAGGAACCGACCUUGGCUUCUUUGCCCUGGAUGAUCUCUCCAAACCAUCGCCAGAAGAGGUGUAUCCGCUUGUGAUAUCAGCCGAGACAGUAGUAAUCUCGCCGAGCUCUGUUUCGGAGGAACCAGUAGUUCAUAAGCAAGUCACACAGGCGUGUUUGGAGAGGACUAAUGAUGGAUCUUUCAAAGUGAAAGUAAUGAAACAGAUCCUGUGGAUUGAAGGAGCUCGGUAUGAGCUACGUGAGUUGUAUGGAAUCGAGAACUCGACCGCGAAAGGUAAUGAUGCUUCGGGGUUAGAGGAUGCUGGUGGCAAAGAAUGUGUCAUAUGCUUGACUGAACCUAAAGACACAGCCGUCUUGCCUUGUCGACAUUUGUGUUUGUGUAGCGACUGCGCAAAAGAAUUGAGGUUUCAGUCAAACAAGUGUCCCAUUUGUAGACAACCUAUAGGUGAGCUUUUAGAGAUUAAAGUGGAAAGCAAUGAUGAACAACACUGA